Messenger RNA from Pangasianodon hypophthalmus (striped catfish), 6375 nucleotides. It is a transcript of the gene tubgcp6, whose product is annotated as tubulin, gamma complex associated protein 6. The record is from RefSeq and is a predicted model, not a curated record. Bases 310 to 5901 code for a protein of 1863 amino acids. Gene Ontology annotation, molecular function: microtubule minus-end binding; gamma-tubulin binding. The transcript is spliced from 25 exons. Gene Ontology annotation, cellular component: gamma-tubulin complex; equatorial microtubule organizing center; centrosome. Gene Ontology annotation, biological process: mitotic cell cycle; spindle assembly; cytoplasmic microtubule organization. Lineage: Eukaryota; Metazoa; Chordata; Actinopteri; Siluriformes; Pangasiidae.
GCGCGGUCACCGAGGCAGAAUGACAGGAGUUAGAGAUUGUUUGUGUAUGUUUUUCAUUCAUGUACAAUAGUAUUUAGUCCUGUAAGAGUGUUCAGUUCAGUUAUAAGCGAUUUACAUGUAAAUUUCAUGGAUUGCUAGUUAGCUGGUUUAGCGGUUUGUUGUAUUUCCGGUUUUAACAAUGCCUACGAUAAGAGUAACGGAUGCAAACAUAAGAACACUGCACUGCUACUGCUACAGCUACAGCUACUGCUACAGCUAACUGCACAGUCCAGGAGCAGCCAGGUCACGUCAUACACUGAGCAAAUCAUCAUGUAUAGUAACCGUGGUAUAUCUGAGAUGUCCUCUUGUCCCAUGAGCAGCAGCAGCAUUACAGGUCUCCUGUCUGCGCUCUGUGACCGCAGCCUGUCCGGAGUGUCAUGGAAGCGCCGCUCUUUUGGAGGAGUCUCCCGCGUGGCGCUCCACCGCGCCCUCCGAAGACGUGCCUACGCCACACUGCUCUCCAAACUUUUCCAGGACAGUUCGUCCAAACCUGCCUCGUCGAUGGCAAACGCUUUAGCUGUCACACCCUCGUACAACAAAAUGCUUAUGAUCUCCUUCGACUUGCGCGUCUCGGGCCGUGCUGAGGACGCAGAGAGGCUGGAGGGUCUGCUGGGACAGCUGCGUGAAGCAGGCCGCUCCUCCGGUCUGACUGAGCUUGACUCGGUGCUGGAGCUCUUGGCACAGCUGGCAGGUUCAGGUCCUCCACCCGUGUCGUCGUUCAGCAGGGACUGCAUGCGGCGUGAACGGCCCGUGCUGCGCAGACCUCCGCUGCCAGGUUACCUCAGCGAGGAGCUGCAGAGGCUGGAGAGCAGGACCUGGGCUCUGGUGUGUGAGGAGGAAUGGGGAGCCUUUGGGGGUGUUUGUAGAACUCUCAGCAUAUUGGACGCUCCACCAGGGACUGGACUGUUUGGUUUGGAGAGGAGACUGGAAGGAGAGGAGAGAUUUGAGAGAGACACCAGACUGUCUCUGUUUGGAGCUCUGCAACACUCGCGGACAGAAGAUUUGGACGUCCGGUUGGAUUUACCCCCAGUUCCCAGUAACGCCGAGGUCACAGGACUCAAUAUACGGGUUCCUCAGUGUUUGGAUCAGUCUGAGGAUGAAGGAUUCCAGUCUGCCUCCAAUCUGACUCCCGACUCGCAGUCUGAGCAGAGCCCCAGCCCCGAGCCUGACGUGUGGGAGGCCUUGCGCACGUUUGUACCUGCUAGACGUCGCUGCUGGGAAAACGUGGGCUGUCCUCCGGGUCAGAAAGAGCCUCCAUAUCUGACAGAAGCAGGCAGAGAGGCAUUUGAUCAGUUGUAUCGGCUUUGGGAAGGCGAGAUGAGGAACAUGCUCUCCUCUCACACUCCCUCUCCUCUCCUGCCCCUGCCUCUGGACUGCCAGACUCAGCUAGUUAAAGACCUCCUCAACGUGCUUAUAGGAGUGGCUUCUGUUACUUUCCCCCUCAAUGAGUCGAGUGUUCAGUUUGAUGUGCGUGCGGAUGUGUGUGUGUCGGGAACGUCCCCGGAGAGUGUGUCGCGACUGUUAGAGGAGCUGGCGCAGUACGGCACACAUUACCUUCGCCUGAGCCGCUUCUCUCUGGGCUCCGCUGAUAAGAAAGGCCUGGUGUUUCAGGCGUUUACAGGUGGCCUGCGGCGCUAUCUACACUACUACAGAGCGUGUGUCUUAAGCACACCCGCCUCUCUCAGCCUCCUCACCAUCGGCUUCCAUUUCCGCAAGCUGGGCCGACAGCUUAGGUACCUUGCAGAGCUGUGCUGUGUGGAUGGUGCUGCUGGUGCGCGCCAGGCUACCUUCCCUGUGGGUGUGAAGCUUCUCUCCUACCUGUACAACGAAGCACAGAGCAACUGCAGUAAUGAGAACUACCCUGUGCUGCUUUCUCUGCUCAAGAGUAGCUGUGAGCCUUACACACGGUUUGUAUCAGACUGGGUGUACAGUGGAGUCUUCAGAGAUGUGUAUAAAGAGUUCAUGAUCCAGGUGAAUGAGGACUACCUCAGCUACAGAGAUAAGCAUUUCUGGGUGCAGGGCUACACUCUGAUCUCGCAGGAUGCGGAGGACUGCGUGCCCGUGUUCCUCCGUCAUAUCGCGAACGAUGUUUAUGUCUGUGGAAAAACCAUCAACCUGCUGAAAAUCUGUUGCCCACAGCAUUAUAUCUGGUCGGAGGUGCCCGUGCCACGCAUCGCCGUGACAUUCUCUCUGCGGGAGGUGGAGGAAAUCGAGAGAGAUUGCGCCGUGUACCGGGGCCGCAUGGAGACCAUCGCCAAGCACAGCGCCAUCAGCAGAGAGGAGCAGGCGUUGCGUACUGAGCUGGCACGCCAAGAGCUCAUCAAUCAGGUCAGAGAGUCAGCAGCCAAGACGCUGGAGAGCAUCCGAGGCCGCCAGGUGUCACAGCGUCUGGCUGAGGAGGCUAAGAAGAGAGAACGCUUUGAAGAGCUGAGGCAGCAGCUAGAGCUCGACCAAGAGUGGAGGAGUGCUGCUAAAAGGAAGGAGCAGGAGGAUGACUACAGUUUUGCCCGAGAGCUUAGGGACAGAGAACAGAGGCUGCAGGCCCUCGAGGAGCAGCUGGAGCGCAGGGCACGCAUGGACCUGAUAGCGCAGUACAGUCGUCUGUCUGAGGAGGCAGCUAAGAAAGAGCGGAGGGCAAUGUGGAAAGUACAGAGGAUCAGACUACAUGAAGCCAGAGUGAACUUCCUACAGCAGGACCAACACACCAUACAGGCUCUGCUUGCGAGAUAUCCUUUAGGACAGGAAUGCCCCAGUCAGGAUCCAGCCUUAACAAAGAAACCAUCUCCGGAUCAGCAGGAAUCCCAUGCUCCUGAGAUACAAAUGAAAAAUCUGACCAUUGAGGCGGAGGUCACUGCUCCUUCUGAUUUGACUCUGCCUCCUCCUUGCCCUCCUGCCGUUCUCUCCCCCUCCAUCAGGAAUGUUGAUGCUCUUAUCUCAGAUCAAAUCGACAUUACAGACUUCCUUCCAAAACCUCCACGUCCCGCGGACAGUACGGCAGUAACCCAGGCUCUACAGGACAUCGGAUGUGACCUCUCGGAAUUCUCCAGAAACCCUGAUUCAGACUAUGACUUCUCCUCCCCCUACAGCCCUCUGGAAUGCCUCAGGCCCCAGUUAUGCUCUGCUCAUCCCUCCCACUCUCACCAAGUCCCAGCGCCUGGGGCAAGUCAGUAUGGCCAUCCUUCACAGAAUUCAAUUCAUCUGGAGGAUAGUGCUGCCUCAGGGCACAUGUUGAAAGCUAGUCCGAGUGAAUUAGUGCCAGCGGGAGAGACACAAGAGCAAAAUGUGGCCCCAAAUAAAUGUCAGGAGACAAACAAACUGCCUAAAGAGAAGACGUUAUAUGGAGAAGAGAAGGAACUUCCAGCAUGUGGUGUGGAGUUGGAGCCAAAACCACCAACGGAUAGCAUAGCAGAGAAGGCCAAAGCUAGUGAGCAGCUUGCUCAUCCCCUUCGGACAUCAGCUGAGCAAAUUCCAAUAGAUCUCGCUCUGAUCACUGGCAGUAACCCAGACUCUGAUGUCCAAAACAAGUCUAAGAACAACGUCUCAGGGGUAGCUAGUGUUUCCUCCUCCAAUACUGCCCAGGGCCAUUUAUUUAAUGCUGACAUAAGCACUGGUGGGCUUGUUUCUGACACUACCAUGGUUCUUCCCUCGCCCAAUAUUCAUGGUCAUGCUUCUGAUGCUCAUAUUAAAGUUGGAGAGUUUGUUUCUGAGGUUACUGUGGCUGUUCCCUCCCCAAAUAUCCAUGGUCAUGCUUCUGAUGCUCAUAUUAAAGUUGGAGAGCUUGUUUCUGAGGUUACCGUGGCUGUUCCCUCCCCAAAUAUCCAUGGCCAUGCUUCUGAUGCUCAUAUUAAAGUUGGAGAGCUUGUUUCUGAGGUGACUACACCCACUGCCUCUCGCAAUGUCCAUGGCCAUGUGUCUGAUGCCCAUAUAAAAAUAGGAGAGCUGGUUUCUGAGGUUCUUACUCCUCUACCUUCGCAAAAUAUCCAUGGUCAUGCCUCUGAUGCUCAUAUAAAGAUUGGUGAGCUUGUUUCUGAGGUACCUACCUCAACCCCUUCACCUAAUAUCCAUGGCCACGCUUCUGAUGCUCACAUAAAGGUGGGUGAGUUUGUCUCAGACGUUGCUCCAUCUCGCCCUCGUUGGAGCAAACAUGGCCACUCUUCAGACAGCACUCUUAAAGUGGGCUGUCUGAUGCCAGAAGCUGAACCAACACAUUCCCCACUGCCAGGCAGUGCUUACGGUCACUCCUCAGACUCCACGCUAAAGGUCGGCUGUGUCGUAUCUGGUUCAGACCCAGUGCCUUCCCCACUACCUGGUAGUGCGUAUGGGCACUCGUCAGACUCGACACUGGGCGUGGGGUGUGUGGUGAUGGGGGCGCAGGUCCCUAAGAAGCCCCCUCUCCCGGGUAGUGCCUAUGGACAUUCCUCUGACUCUAACCUGGGUGUAGGCUGUGUGGUGCAGGGGAUCAGGCCUGGAAGCUCUUAUAGUAGAGCCCCUCAGACAGGAUCCAAACUGCCCACAGAGGACAAGAACAAGCAAGAUACCCAAGAGGCACAGGCAGACGCCACGGCUGCUCCCCAAACUCAGCCGCUCACUCUGGUUGAAGGUCUCGCUGCCUGGGCCCAGGGGCUGGGACUGUCGCCCUCAGAGAGACCAGAGGACGACUACCUCCUCAAGCUGGCCUCUCAGUAUCACGCUGAGCAGUACGAAGAUUCCUACAGGCAAAUGAUGUCAGCCCCCGAAGCACAGCUCCUGCAGCAGGUGACCCGUGGGCCGAACGGUCUCCCAGCGGACUCGUCUCUGCACUGUGCUACAGACUCUACUGCUGUGCAGCUCAGUGAGAUGAUGCCCCUCCCCGUGCUCAUGAAACACUCCGUCACGACCCCGCUCAUCACACAUUUGUCCAUGGUGAAUAAGGCGGUGGUGGAUUAUUUCUUUGUGGAGCUGAGAGUGGAGAAACACUUUGAAGCUUUGAGGCACUUCUUACUGAUGGAAGAUGGGGAAUUUGCGCUGUCACUUACUGACCGGCUCUUUGAGAAGCUGGGCAGUGGGCAGACCCCUGGUGAGCUGCUGACACCUCUGGUGCUGAACUCCAUCCUGAACAAGGCCAUGCAGUACAGUGUGCAUGGCGACAGUGAGCUGGCCACUAACUUCACGUUUGCACUGCGCUACCUUCCCGAGGUGUUCCAUCCCCACGCUCCCGACUCACUCAACUGCCUCGAGCUGCGCUACAAGGUGGACUGGCCUCUGAAUAUCAUAAUAACGGACAGCUGUAUGAAUAAGUACAACCGGCUCUUCUCCUUCCUGCUGCAGCUCAAACACAUGGUGUGGUCUCUCAGUGAUGUAUGGUUUCAUCUCAAGCGCACAGCUCUGGUAAAGGGAGCAGGACAUUCGGUGCAGUUCCGUCAGCUGCAGCUUUACAGACACGAGAUGCAGCACUUUGUGAAGGUGAUCCAGGGCUACAUCGCUAAUCAGAUCCUGCAGGUCUCCUGGAGCGAGUUCACACAAAAACUGAGCAGCGCCAACGACCUGGACGCCAUCCACCACACACACGCAGAGUACCUCAACAGGGCCAUCUUCAGGGCUCUGCUGACAGAGAAAGCCGCUCCUGUGAUGAACAUCAUCCACAGCAUCUUCAGUCUGAUCCUGAAGUUCCGCGGGCAGCUGAUCGCUCAGGCCUGGCAGAGUCAGCAGGGUGAGACGGUGCACCCGAGCUUCAUCGCCAUGCAGCAGUCUUACAACACAUUCAAAUACUACUCACGCUUCCUGUUCAAAGUGGUUUCCAAGCUGGUCGAUAAAGGCUACCAGCCUCAUUUAGAAGACUUCCUGCUGCGUCUUAACUUCAACAACUACUACAAGGACUCGUGACGUAGUUAUGCCUAAGAAAUGAUCAUGAAAUGGGGUUUUCCUGUAGCUUCUUCACCCUCACACUGAAGCCAGGGAGGCUUUCUAUAUGCAAAUUAUCUGCUUCAAGCCAUUGUAGCUAUCCUGCAAUGAGAGUGCACGGUGCUGUAAGUAUUAUAGCUCUGUGCGAGAGUGUGUGAGAGAGAGAGAGAGAGAGAAAUGUGAUUAGCAUUUCACUUUUAUACAGUCGAUUCAGCAUUCACCUGGCAUUCAGGAAUUCAUUCGUUUGCUCAGAUUACUUAGUUAUGGAAUUAAGUUGACUCGAGCAUCUCUUCACUUUUGUCUUCUGGACGUUGAGCUAAUUUCUGCUUAUUUAUGACCUAAGCUGCAGUUGCAUCAGUGAACAUCAAUGCCCGUGUACAUUCAGUCCAGUUUGUCCCAUUACUGCUGUGUUACAUGUAAAUUUAAAUAAAUCAAUAAACUAAUAGAUUUUCAAGA